Tripterygium wilfordii is the source of this 1298-nucleotide messenger RNA. RefSeq lists its product as uncharacterized. Lineage: Eukaryota; Viridiplantae; Streptophyta; Magnoliopsida; Celastrales; Celastraceae. The coding region runs from base 347 to 1111 and encodes 254 amino acids. The transcript is spliced from 3 exons. The record is from RefSeq and is a predicted model, not a curated record.
UUACACUUCCCUAUUACUUGGUGACCAAGAAUAACUAGUGACCAAGGGCAUUCAUCCAAUGAUUUUGCCACAUCAUUAGCCAAAUCCAGUCAAGUUUGUGCCUAAAACCCUAAAUCCCAAGUCCCUAAGAACCCUAACACCCUUAAAACGUUUUCCCCAAUACUUCUUGACCAUUGGGUUUCCCCAAUACCACUGUAUUCCUAAAUUGAAAUCCGAAUGCAAGAAGAAAUUGAAGAGCUCGUUGGUUCUCCAUUGAAGUAGGCAUCUGGCAAACCCAUAUAAAUAAAAACUGAUAUCUGGGUACAAACAAACCCUGAAGUAAUCAAUCUAGAGUCUUUGACACAUUAUGGAAGAAACUCAGAGAGAAAUAAGGAAUCCGUGGUUAGUGUUUCUUGUUGAAGCUCCGUUUUACCAGCCUUGUGAGUUUCAUGAGGAAAAAAAUCGUACCUACAUCUGCUUUGACUGUAAUGGUUCAACUUUCUGCGAAUCUUGCAAGCAUAAGCAUUCAACACACCAGCGGAGCAUUCGGGUUUUGAAAGCUUCGCGUGAAACUGCAGUUACUCGAAAAGAUUUAAGACAAUUGGUUGGAACAUCUGAUAUCCAGAAAUACAAAAUUAAUCAUUACACAAUUGCUUAUUUGAGACAAAGAAGACAAAAAGAAGGUAAAUUUCAACAAGAAAAAAUUGGUAAGUACUGUGCAGUGUGUAGAUGGAAGCUGGAAGCAGAUUCAACUAAUGAAGCAUAUAUCUACUGUUCCGUUGAAUGUAAAAUCAGGGAUAGGAUGAGGCAGCUUGAAGGAGGUGCAACUGCAAGAACCCAAGAACCCAUUUCAACUGUAAUGCAGAACAAUCAAUUGAUGAGGCUGCUUGAUGAAGGUGUGGAUUCAAGAAUCCAGGAACACGGUUUAAACGGAACUCCGAAAAAUGGAUUGAUGGAACAACAUGGUGAAGUUGUGGAUGCAACAAUUGAGGAACACGCUUCAAACCUAAAUCAGAAGAAUCAAUUGAAGGGGCAGCCUAAGGAAGGUGUAGUGGAGCAGAACAAUCAGUUUCUCUAUACUGGAAGGAAAAGAAGAAGAAAGUGCAGACCACAAAGGUCCCCUUUCUUCUAGAUCUUUCAGUGCAUAGAAAUAGCUCACUAGACAACUUAAGCUUCUUAUUCUUGAAGGAACAAUUGCAGGAAGGAGUGUUAGCUAGUAGUUUUUUUUUUUUUUCUUGUUUUGCCAAACUGUUUCUACAAGCAGUGGUUUGUUAUUAUUAUAGAAUGCUACUAUAUUAUGAUUAAUUUUAAACAUUCAU